CACCAUGCCGCAUCUGCAACGGCAAAACGACGCGAUGGAUGCCCGACUCCACGGCAACCCCAUGUCUCACGGCCUCUCAUUCGACGACGGUACAUCGAACCGGGAAUAGAACCCUGCGCGCGGUGGCACGGUUUCCAUGGUACCGCUCUGCGCUGCGCUCGACUCGACCUGUCGGCCAGCACGGCGAGCGGGCCGGCGGCGCGGGCCAACUCACUGCCAUCUGUCGCUUUGAAAGAAGCAGACAAGGGCGCGGCGCGCCGAUGCAGACAACAAGCAUCCAUAUGCUGACAGCAACAAACGAGCGCCAUCUCCACUUCUUCGCAACGGCUCUCCCAUGUCCAACCCCCCUCCUCCUCUUGCCUGCCUCGAGACCUCUUCUGGAAACCCCUCCGCCGACAGGCUCCAUCUGGGGCCGAUCCAGCUCUCCAGGCGACGCACAUCAGGACUAGCACCAAGAAGGGCCGGUGCGCGACCGAGAAGACCCAAGGAAGGGCAUUAAACCGCUCGCGAACCAGCACUCUCGCUCGCCCUUGGCUCCCUGGCGAGGAGGCGAAGUCAAGGUCCUCCUCAGCCAGCCCCCCCCAAACCGCUUCGAGCUUGCUCGCCACCUCGUCCCGUGGUCGUGGCUGUCCAACACCGGCCGUUGUUUGAAAUUAACUUGAUGCUUGGCAGCCGUUGCGUUUUGCCGCCGUCCAACGCGUCCGCCGCUUCCCCCGGUGCGUGCUGCGUCCGACGGAGCCUGUCGCCCGUCGGGUCCGCCGUUGUCGUGCCCUUUUUAUACACGCUGCCUUGAGCUCGGCCUCCUCGUGGCGACCACGUUGUGCACCCCCCUUUCGACUGUCCCGUGGCCUCCCCAGACAGUUCGUUGCCCUUGCGUGCGUGGAGAGCGUUGUCAUCUUCGUCAAAAAGAAGGGGAAGAAAACCCUUGCUGUUGAUUUUCUCCUCACCUUCUUCUUUCGUCCAGCCCUUUCCCAUUCCUUUUCACCCUCACUCGCUCACCCCUCUUCACUGCUGUUUGUUCUUUCUUGUAUCUUGUCUUGAUAUCACCGUCUUGUAUACUCGAGCGAGGCAUUGAAGCGGCUGCCGACAUGUCGCCCGAGGAGGAAAAGCAGCCCACGACGGGCGCGUCGGACGUGUCGCCCCCCAAGUCGGCCGGGUCGGAGACGUCGGAUACGCCCAUCGACCCCAAGGCAGAAAGCAAGCUGGUUCGGAAGCUCGAUCUCAUCGUCUUUCCCUGCUUCUUCCUCAUUUACAUGAUGGCCUUUUUGGAUCGCAUCAACAUCAGUAAUGCCGCCAUUCAGGGCCUCACCGCGGAACUUCACCUCGAUGUUGGAACCCGCUUCAACGUCGCUCUCUUUGCCUACUAUGCCUCCUACGUGCUUCUCGAGGUGCCGUCCAACAUGAUCAUUAAAAAGGUUCGGCCCUCGCUUUAUAUUUCGGGCCUUAUGUUCAUCUGGGGCAUCAUCAAUAUGUGCAUGGGAUUCGUGCACUCGUACGCCGCCCUCGUCGCGUUGCGCGUCCUGCUCGGCGCCUUUGAGGCCGGUGUGCUCCCGGGCAUCGUCUACGUCACCUCCAUGUACUACAAGCGCCACGAGUACCAGAAACGCAUGUCCUUUUUCUUCUGCAGCACCGUCGUUGCCGGUGCUUUUGGCGGCCUACUUGCGUACGCCAUUGCCGGCCUCGGCCGCCCCGGGAUGGCGGCCUGGCGAUGGAUCUUUAUCAUCGAGGGCGCCAUCACGUCGGCGCUCGCUAUCAUCCUGUCCUUUGUCAUCAUCGACUGGCCCGAGCAGACUCGUUAUCUCAACGCCGAGGAGAAAGAGCUCUUGCGCCGACGCAUGGCAGCCGACGUCGGUGAUGUUUGCCGCAUGGACAGUCUCAAUAAGUUUGCCGUUCGCCGUAUUCUCCGCGACUAUAAGAUUUGGCUCGCUGCCUUUGUCUAUAUGGGUGUGUCGGUGGCCGGUCUGUCCGGAACCUUCUUCUUGCCGACUAUCCUGCUCGAGUUCAACUGGAAGGCCGAGGAGGCGCAAAUCCGUACUAUCCCUGUCUACGUCUUUGCCGCGGGCAUGAUGUUAAUCGGCGCGUGGGCGUCGGACCGCCUUAAGCACCGAUUCGGCUUCAUCUUUGGCGGCGCGUGCCUCUCGACCGUCGGAUACGCUAUGCUGCUCGCUCAGGAGGGCAAGUCGCGCGACUAUAAGUUCGCCGCCGUCUUCCUCGUCUUUGGCGGCGCUUAUAUGAUUACGCCUAUGUGUCUGGCCUGGCUGCAGAACAACCUGUCGGGCCAUUGGAAGCGAUCGUUUGGCGCCUCGUCGCAGGUCAUGAUUGGCAAUCUCGCGGGCAUCAUCGGCGCCUUCAUUUUCAUCAAGGAGGAGAAGCCGCUCUAUAAGACGGGCUACGGCGUCGCCGUGGGCAUGAUGUGGUUCGGCGCUAUCUGCGCUACCAUCAUGGCCGGGCUUAUGUGGAGGGAGAACCGGAAGAGGGAGAAGGGCGAGCGCGACGAGCGACUCUCGCUGCCCGAGGAGGACAGGCUCAACAUGGGCGACUGGCACCCGAGCUUCCGAUUCACCCUGUAAAUACGGUGUUUUAAUCAGCGCGUUGUUGGCGGGCGUGUAAAACUUUUUCUGCGAAUCUACCCGGUUGUGCAGCUACAACAUACAUACACAAGCGCAAAUACCAUCCUAUUCUCACUGUCUGAGCUG
Purpureocillium takamizusanense is the source of this 2696-nucleotide messenger RNA. RefSeq lists its product as uncharacterized. The record is from RefSeq and is a predicted model, not a curated record. Lineage: Eukaryota; Fungi; Ascomycota; Sordariomycetes; Hypocreales; Ophiocordycipitaceae. Gene Ontology annotation, biological process: transmembrane transport. Gene Ontology annotation, molecular function: transmembrane transporter activity. Bases 1089 to 2570 code for a protein of 493 amino acids. Gene Ontology annotation, cellular component: membrane. The transcript is spliced from 2 exons.